Messenger RNA from Didymosphaeria variabile, 993 nucleotides. RefSeq lists its product as uncharacterized. The record is from RefSeq and is a predicted model, not a curated record. Gene Ontology annotation, molecular function: pectate lyase activity. NCBI's taxonomy places the organism in Eukaryota, Fungi, Ascomycota, Dothideomycetes, Pleosporales, Didymosphaeriaceae. The transcript has a single exon. The coding region runs from base 1 to 993 and encodes 330 amino acids.
AUGAGGUUCUCAUCUUUCAUCCCGCUCGGCCUUUCGGCCCUCGCUCUGGCAGCACCUACACCUACCAUCAAGAAGAAUGGCAUCUAUGCUCGUCAGAACGGCACCAGCUCCGGUAACUCCACCAGCAGCGAUAGCCCCAUCGGCUAUGCCAGCCAGAACGGAGGAACUACUGGUGGAGCUGGUGGCUCUGCCGUGUCUGUCUCUACGCUUGAAGAGCUCCAGGCGGCUGUCGAGGGCGACGAGGCCGCAGUCAUCACUAUCACUUCCAGCAUCAAGGGAAGCGGCGACAACGUCAAGGUCGGCUCCAACAAGUCCAUCCUCGGCAAGGACAGCUCUGUUGUGCUCGAGAACUUCACGAUCACUGUCAAGGAAGCGAAGAACGUCAUCAUCCGCAACCUUGCCAUCCAGAAGGUUGUCGGUGGCGACGCCAUCGCCGUCCAGAAGUCCGAGAACGUCUGGCUCGACCACCUCGAUGUCUCUUCUGACCGUGACCACGACAAGGACUACUACGAUGGCCUCAUUGACUUGACCCACGCUGCUGACUUUGUCACCAUCUCCAACACCAAGCUCCACGACCACUGGAAGGCCUCGCUCGUUGGCCACUCUGACAGCAACGCCGAUGAGGAUACCGGCCACCUCCGCGUAACCUACCACAACAACCACUGGGAGAACAUCAACUCCCGCGGCCCUUCGCUCCGCUUCGGAACUGGCCACUUCUUCAACAACUACUACAACGCUGUCUCCGACGGUAUUAACGCUCGUCUUGGUGCCCAGGUCCUCGUUGAGAACAACGUCUGGGUCGACAGCAAGAAGCCCCUUUACAGCGUCGACGACGAUGCCGGCGCUGUCGCCAGCGGCAACGACUUCGGCAGUGCUGAGAACACCGCCCCUGAUGGUACCCUCACCUCGGUGCCGUACACAUACGACCUCAUUGAGGCUUCUGCUGUCGAGGCCGCCGUUGUCGGCACCGCCGGUAACACCCUCACCUUCUAG